AUGAUAGGACGAGAAUACUUGAAGCCAGUCCGCUAUCCUGUGAUUGGAUUCACCGGGGCGUCUGUAACUCCAGAGGGUUUGGUGAGCCUCCCGGUCCGGAUAGGAGACGGCAAUGAAGUCCGGGAUAUCAUGACUGAAUUUCUGGUGGUAGACGUCCCUGGAGCCUACAACGCCAUAGUGGGACGCCCUCUGAUACAUGAUGUCCAAGGUGUCGUUUCCACUUAUCAUCUGACAAUGCUGUAUGUCACUAAUGAAGGGAUGACAGCUAAGCUGAGGGGGAACCAGGAGGCAGCAAAGUCAUGCUAUUUGACAACCUUGAAGCAGCCAGCUAGGAGGAUGCCAGUGGAAGAAGCAAAUCCACCCGGGAGAAAGCAAAGAAGGGCUCAAAGAAGGGCCGCGAUGAAUGAACAAGGAGAGAAAGGGUCAGAAAAAGAUAAGGAGGAAAUGAUGGAAAUAUCAAUGGAGGAGUUAGAGGCCAGGCCAGAGGAUACGCCAAGGCCGAAGCCUGAUGGGGAAACUCAACAAGAAAUGCUAGCAGAGGAUCCGGCGAGGACGGUGGCUGUAGGGACGGAUAUAGAUCCGGAGGUGAGGGUCAAUUUGGUAGCACUCUUAAGAGAGAAUGCAGACGUCUUCGCGUUCUCCGCUGAUGAGAUGCCAGGGAUAGAUCCCUCUGUAAUUGUCCAUCGCUUAAAUGUGGAUGGUGCCGUCCGCCAUCAAGCAGAAGAAAAGAAAUUUUUCGGCAGACAAGAAUAA
Messenger RNA from Beta vulgaris subsp. vulgaris (sugar beet), 753 nucleotides. RefSeq lists its product as uncharacterized. Lineage: Eukaryota; Viridiplantae; Streptophyta; Magnoliopsida; Caryophyllales; Amaranthaceae. The transcript has a single exon. The coding region runs from base 1 to 753 and encodes 250 amino acids. The record is from RefSeq and is a predicted model, not a curated record.